AUAGAUUCUCAAACUUGUCUCUCAUUCACCAUUCUUCAACUCAAUUCAAAUCAAGGGGGGAGAGAGAGAAAGGAUGGAAUAUCAGAAACAAGAAAGUGGGGUGAAGAAGAUGAAAAGAGUCACUAAGAUCAUAGCAUUGGCAUCCAUUUUCUCUCUCGUUCUGUCUUACUCGUCUUUAGUCUCCUCCCUACAACAAAGACUCCGUUUACUUUCCAUGUAUAUCAGCCUUGUGGACAAGAAAUACAUGUUCUUGUUAUGCAAUGGUAUUGUAGGUUUUAUCAUGGGGAAUUUCAAAACCCUUCUGCGUGGUCAUGCCAUUAACAUCGUUGAAGAAACGGAAGAACUAAGGAUCAACCAUAUUCGAAAAUCAGAAAUGAAGAAUGUAGUGGUGCUACUUAUUUGAAUAAGUAAAUAAGUAACCAGUGGCUUCUUUAUUUACUUAUUCAAAUAAGAGACCUACUUCUUGCUAUUUACUUAUUCAAAUAAGAGACCUAGUAUUUUAACCA
Raphanus sativus (radish) is the source of this 506-nucleotide messenger RNA. RefSeq lists its product as uncharacterized. Bases 74 to 403 code for a protein of 109 amino acids. NCBI's taxonomy places the organism in Eukaryota, Viridiplantae, Streptophyta, Magnoliopsida, Brassicales, Brassicaceae. The record is from RefSeq and is a predicted model, not a curated record. The transcript has a single exon.